AGGGGCAGAAUGCGGAGAUUCCUUUGUUGUGAUAAUCUCGCCCUGUGUUCUCUGCACAGAAUGGCCUCUAUCACCUUGCGCUCCUUGCAAAUCUCCGUUAUCACCUCUUCCUGAAUAGAGACAGAAUUCCUCUGCUCAGGGCAGAUAAGCUCAGGGUUGGGUGACUUCGCUAUUAAGAACAGGCGGUUCCAAUGAAUCUUUACCGAAACAUCCGCCAUUAUCACGCCUGCGAAGAUCCACGGAGUGCGCGGAACAGAUUCUAAGCCAGAUGGAUCAGUCUACGUCUCUACAAGGAAAGGUGGUCGCGGUUUGGAGUUUUCUGAGCUAAAAGAACAUUCAUGGGGAGAUGGCUGACCAGCACAUCCCCGUGGGACAGGGUGUCCAGAUUCGUUUUAUUGAUGACCUAAAAGAAAAUAAGAAACCACGUAGUCGGAGAUCGAAGCAAGAUUCCUAUGGCGUGGCUAUCCGUGUACAGGGAAUAGAUGGCCAGCCAUUUGUUGUGCUGAAUAGUGGUGACCAGUCCAAAUCCUCGUAUGGUGUGCAAAUCAAAUCCCAUGGAACUUUGGAGAAUGUUUCACCAAAUCCUCCACCUGAUUACCAGGGUAUUUCCACUAAAGGCAGCAGAACGCUGAGGUCCAUGAGCUCGGAAUCUGAGCUUCCAGAAAACCCCUAUGCAAACAAAAGCUUCUCGCAGAGCGGCUCGCAGUAUAGCAGCACCUCGGAUGAAGAGCAGAGCUCAAAGCCCCGCAGCAAGGCCAGGGGAAAUGAAGGGGUCUCAUCGAGACCACGCCAACUGGUUCCUUCUCCCAAGGAGGAAUUGAGGCGGUCUCAGUCUUAUGGCUCGUUAUUGGACCCCGACGCUGAUGAGCCGUAUAGUUACGACCAUCAUUACAGUGAAAGAUCGUCUACCAUUGACACCACUUACUUCCAAUCAUCAAGCAACAGCAGUGGCCUAAAGAAGACAGAAAAUGGCGCGCAGACGACUGGUGGAUUUAGGUCAGUGAGGACCAGUCAACAAUCUACCUUCGUUACAAAAAACGCUGUAUCGCAAAAGAAAAGUAAUUCUGCCUCCUUAUCACCAAAUCAGCCUAGUGACGACAUAGACACUAAACCGCUGUCUUCAGUGGAUUCGCUGAUCAACAAAUUUGAUGUUAAAGGACAGGUGAGAGGCAGGACGGCACGAAGGAGCCAAGCCCUUAAAGAUGAAAGGAAACGGUCUCAAAGCCUGGACGGGAGAAAAUCUUACCAGGAUACUGCUGAAUCAAGAGACCUGCCCUCUGGACACCAGAGUUUGGUGCAGAUAAGAGGAGAUCCUCCUAAUUCUGGGAACCGACCCUUUACCAGGCAGACUCUGGAGAGGGAAGACGUAAACAAGAGCAGACAGACCAAGGAUUGGUUGGCCCAGAACAUGGAGGAGCCAGUGACGCAAAGGCAGCAGCGAACUGUCCAAGCUGAGCUUCAGCUGAAGAGCACGCCAGACCUUUUGAGGGACCAGCAGUCAGAUGGAAGUGACCCGAACUGGCAGAUAAUUUAUAACGUUCUCAGGGACGGGUCCAGUGACAGUGACAGUAUGCAACGAAGGAAGGCCAAUCUACUCCUGGAGAAAUUUCAGUCUUUUGGGGCUUCCCCGAAUGAGGAGAUAAGGACCCUGACGACUCAAAAGAAGGAGCUGGAGAGGAAGGUUUUGUUACUUCAAAGUCAGUUGGACAGUGAGAUAAAGCAGAGGAUGAAGAUGGAAACCUCACAAGAGCGACCCAAGGCCAGCGUGCAGAAGCUUGAAAUCCAGCUGGAGGAGAGGGUGGAGGAGUGCUCGCGGCUGAAGGAGCUGUUUGAGAAGAAGAAGGGCGAGCUGAAUUCCAUGUCUCAGGAAUUAAUGGAGGUACGAAUGAGCAAAGAACAGGUAGAAACCAAGAUGCGCUCCUUGGAAGACAAGCUGCUGGACGCGAAGGAGGAGAUUUCCCAAUUGCGUUCGAAGGGGACGGUGUCUAGAGACAACCACGCUUUACUUAAGGAGCUGCAGGAGACUCAGGAGGAGCUUGACGAGGUCCUACAGAUCAAGCAGAAGCAGGAGGAGCUUUUGAGACAGAGGGAGCGGGAGCUGACCGCCCUGAAGGGAGCUCUGAAAGAAGAGGUAGCAAAUCAUGACGUGGAGAUGGAUCGACUCCGACAGCAGUACCAGAACGAUGUACAACAGCUGAGGAAGAACAUGGAUAAUGUCUCCCAGGACCAGUUGAGCUUGGAGACGGAGCGCCAGAAAAUCAACCAGGUGGUGCGAAACCUGGAGCGGGAGCUGGAAGAAAGCGGCGAAGAGAUAAAUCAAUGGAAAGAUAUGUUUCAGAAAAACAAAGAAGAACUGCGUAGUGCAAAGCAGGAGCUGCUGCAGGUAAAGCUGGAGAAGGAGGAAUUUGAGGAUGAGCUGAAUGAGAUGAAGAACCGGUUCUCCCUACUGCAGUCUGAGUUCGACCAGGCCAAGAAGGUCUCUGUGGUCACAGGAGAAGCAGAGACCAUUAAAAAGGAGCUGAAGCGCGUUCAGGACCAGAUGAAGCAGCUCUCCUUGGAGAAGCAGAGACAGGAGGAGAGUCUGCACCAGAGUGAGAGGGAGCUCUCUGCUCUGAAGGGAGCAUUGAAGGAGGAGGUGUCUGGCCAUGAUCGGGAGACUGAGAGACUGCGCGAAAAAUUCCAGAAGGAGAAUCAACAGAUCAAGAAGGACCAUGAGGACCUGCUUAAGACAAUAAAAAAGCUGGAGAGUGAGAAGUUAGAAUCUGAGCGCUUGCUCCACGUCAUUGAGAGCACCCUGCAAGAGAGUAGGGAUGAGAAUGAUGACCUGAGAAGGAAGAUAUUGGGGUUGGAGGCUCAGCUGAAGGAACUGAACACAUUCUGUGAUGAUCUCCAGCGUGCAGAGACUCGGCUGAAGGAGAAGAUCGGCAGAUUAGAGUCCGAUCGGAAGCAAAUGGAAGAGUCUCUGGGAGAAGCUACAGACCAGGGGCAAGAGUUUUCUAUGAUUAAACGAGACCUGGAGACCCGGCUGGAGGAGUCUCAGAGGAGCCUGAGGCGCCUGACGCUGGAGUACGAUGAGCUGCAGGAAUGUUACCAAGAAGAAAUGAAGCAGAAAGACCAACUGAAGAAGACCAAGAAUGAGCUAGAAGAUCAGAAGCGCUUACUGGACAAGUCGAUUGACAAACUGACCCGAGAGCUGGAAAGCAUGUCCUCUGAGUCCCGGGGCUCCCUUCAGAUCUUGCAGACACAACUGGAAGAGUACAAAGAGAAGUCUCGUAGGGAUAUCACAGAGGCCCAGAAACAAGCCAAGGAGAAGGCGACUGAGGUGGAGAGAACGCAGCUUAAUGUCAGCCGGCUGCAGGAGGAGAUACAGAAGCUGAAGCAGGCUCUGCAAGAAAGUCAAGCAGACAAGGAGACCGCUGUCCUCGAUAAGCAACUCAUCAGCCAGAGACUACAGAGUCUGGAGCAAGACAUUGAGUCUAAGAAGCGCUUCCAGGAUGACCGUUCCCGGCAGGUGAAGGUGCUUGAGGACAAGAUGAAGCGCCUUGAGGAGGAGCUGGAUGAGGAGAGAAACACAGUGGAGCUCCUGACUGAAAGGGUUAACCGCAGCCGCGAUCAGAUGGACCAACUGCGAGCAGAGCUGAUGCAAGAGAGAUCCAGUCGUCAGGAUCUGGAGUGUGACAAGAUCUCCUUGGAGCGACAGAACAAAGAUUUGAAGAGCCGUUUGGCCAGCAUGGAGGGCCAGCACAAGUCAAGUGCUAAUGUAUCCCAGCUAGAAGCCAACCUGCAGGAGAUCCAGGAGAGGCUUCAGUCUGAGGAGAGGGAAAAGAACAAUUUGUUGUCGUCAAAUCGUAAGCUGGAGCGAAAGAUAAAGGAGCUGAAUAUUCAGCUGGAGGAUGAGAGGCUCCAAGUUAAUGACCAGAAGGAUCAGCUGAACUUGCGGGUCAAAGCCCUGAAGAGACAGGUGGAUGAGGCAGAGGAAGAGAUCGAGCGAAUGGAGGGGCUCAGGAAGAAAGCUGUGCGAGAGAUGGAGGAACAGCAAGAGAUAAAUGAGCAGCUUCAGGCGCGACUCAAGACCAUGGAAAAGGAGACCCGACGUAAGCCUGCGCGUCCUGCUGCCAGCGAUGACCUCAGCUCGGAUGGAGAAUACGACAGUCUGUAUGAUCCCAGCUCCAUCACCUCUUUACUCACGGAGAGUAAUCUCCAGACCAGCUCCUGCUGAAGGUCCCAUAGCUGGGGACACCGCCACAGGAUAACGAGAGCACCCUGGAGAAGAAAUAACCAGCUCAUGGUGCAGGGAGACGUUCCUUUGUGAAUGUAAAUUCUGACUUUGCUAUUUUGAGUCGGCGGAGCAUCCAUCCACACAUCCUCCCCAAACAUUUUCCGUGUUAUAUUUGUUGCAGCCAGAAGGAUAGCUAUAACCUGUUGUGCCUUUCAGACUGACCAGCAUUGGGCUUUUUGUCUAGAGAUUGUUUUAAAUAUUACCGGAUUCAUGGCGACGGCUGUUUGUUAAGCCAUGUAACUUAUGCACCUACGCUAAAGACUACCUAACAAGCCGUGUCUCCAUCUGCCCCCUGCCCAAUCGAGAGCCCCCCCAGGGGGCAUUUACUGGCUACCUUGUCUCUUUAACAUGCCUCCGCUACUAAACGACCAAAAAUUGAAGAUUUUCUGAACAAUGACCA
Messenger RNA from Spea bombifrons (plains spadefoot toad), 4679 nucleotides. RefSeq names its product cingulin (gene CGN). NCBI's taxonomy places the organism in Eukaryota, Metazoa, Chordata, Amphibia, Anura, Pelobatidae. The record is from RefSeq and is a predicted model, not a curated record. The transcript is spliced from 21 exons. Gene Ontology annotation, cellular component: myosin complex. Bases 347 to 4219 code for a protein of 1290 amino acids.